UACACCGACCCACCGACGUGCAAUAAUCCGCAAAGGCAACACACGGAGGAGUGUACAUUUGUUUUAGAGCCGUGGACUAUUCAAAAGCUGGGACCUUGGGUGAAGUUUGACUGCUACAGGAGGAAUUCCUAGUGUCCUCGUGUGAUUGUCCAAUCAGAGACCUGCAUGUGUGAAGCCACGGCCAGCAAUGGAACCCUGGCCUGCAGUGGCCUGGGUCCUACUGCUGACGGUCAUCGCUGAUUGGCUGAAAACAGCCCAAUCAAAGGACUUUACUGAACAGGACAUCAUCUACCUCCAUCCCUCAACCACUCCAUUCCCAGGCGGGUUCAAGUGCUUCACAUGUGAGGAGGCACCUGACAACUACGAGUGUAAUCGCUGGGCGCCAGACCUGUACUGCCCACAAGAGACCAGAUAUUGUUAUACGCUUCACAAGAUGGACGUGGAGGGGGACAGUGUUUCCGUGACAAAGCGUUGUGUGGCUCUGGAGGACUGCCUCUCUACUGGAUGCUCUGAAGAAGACCACGGAGGAAACAAGGUCUGUACGGCGUGCUGUGAGGGCAAUAUCUGUAACCUUCCUCUCCCCUGGAAUGAGACGGAGGCCGUGUUCGCCACCACCUCACCUCUCAGCGGCACCACAGGAAUCCCACAGAGCUACAGACUAAUAUCCUGCCUCCUUUUCCUCACCCUCCUCAUCUCCAGCUAUGUUUGAGAAGUGGAGAGAGAUACUGACAUAUACAAUUGUCUUUACCAGUUGAAGGCCUGACCCAACUGUUAAUGUAUUCCGAUCCAACUGUUAAUGUAUUCCGAUCCAACUGUUAAUGUAUUCCGAUCCAACUGUUAAUGUAUUCCGAUCCAACUGUUAAUGUAUUCCGAUCCAACUGUUAAUCGAUUCAAUCUACACCCUAUGGAAAUAGUACUCACUGCAGUUUUUGACAGUUUAUUUUCCUUUUAAUUAAAAAGGAACCCAUUUUUGAUUCCCUUUCAUCAUUAUGCUUGGUUUCAAUAAAAUGUGCACUUAGAACUGGACACUGAUACUGCUUCUAAAACACAGGCCAUAUGGCUAUCAAUCUUGAAGGAUUAAUCAUAAUAAACAUCCGAGUAUGAAAUGACAUAAUUCUCCCCCUUACCAGUCUUCUGCACCGGGACAGAAGGAGGGGAAACUGUAAACCUUGAAAUGUGUUGUGGCAUGUUUUGGAUUCGUCAGUAGGCUAUAUACUGUAAGAGUUUCAACAUGUUCCAGCGAUGAGGAAGAAUUGAAGAACAGCUUCAGCUUCUAUGAGGAUUUGUCUGGUUUAACGAUUUUACGUUUUUACAUUUUCACAUUUGUGAGUCCGUGCCCCAUGUUGUAUGUUUGACACAUAUGUACAUAUACAUAGUAUUUAUUUUUUUAUGGAACAUUGUUGUUAGAAGGUGAAUAUGUCUGUGUGAAACGUUACGCCGGUAGGUUUAUAUAAUAGCAUGUAAGUGUAGACUACAUCUUUUAUUUUCCAGCAGGAACAGGUGACAUAGGCGCUGCGCAUCCUUUUUACGUCUAGUAUGCAGAAAGUAUUUUUACCGACAUGGAAAGAGAGCCGGGCGCUUAUCAAACAAACACUUAACCCUUUGGUGUUUCUGUUGUGGGAAGACUAUUUCCUCAAAACCUAAAAAAAAGAAGGAUCAAAGUUAAUUACAGGUCUAUUUUAGCUUCAAAAUUGACCGAUGAUGAAAAAUGAAUCUGACUUUCCACAUGAUACAGCUACCCACAUACCUCAGUGCAGCACUUUGUUUGGCCCAGGCUUUGGAAGCUGUGCUGUAACUGUAGGACAAAUAGCAUGUUUUUAUGUCUCGUCAUUUCAGUUUUAGCGAGAGGCAACAAUAAAUGACUUGCUUUGUGCGCACACAAUGAAUUACUGACACUACGUGUUCUUCAGGAGACUUUUUCCUCACAAGUGUUUUAAUGUUUUUGUACGUUCUUGUGACAUGUCCCUCUGAUGUUUGUACUGUGCUCUGUUCUGUGAUAUGUUUCUCAUCCAUCACUCUCUGUUGGCGGUGUGGUCUCCUGUCCAGGCGGGAAAAAUGCAGAGUUAGCAAAUACAGUGUUAUUGUUCUCCAGGAUUUCGGAUUUAUUUAGGCUGACGGCCCGAGACAUAAAGGAGACUGGUCACUUCCCCUCUCCAGACCUGGGUUCAUUUCCUAUUUUAAAUCAUCGUUUGGCUCAAUGGACCAAUAGAAUAGUCCCAAAAUGGCAAACCAUGCUCAUAUAGUACUUCAGGCAGACUAAAGCAAACGAUCAAAGUAUUUGAAAGAUUUCAAAUAGUAUCUGAACCCAGGUCUGCCCUCCUCCCUCCCUACCACACUGUCUGUUCAGUAGGACUCCAGCCAAGCAGCAAAAGGAAAACAGUGAAGCAUGAUUUACAGAAAGCAAUUUUUUUUACCUACUGUAGUUUGCUCUGUUAACAUUUUAUAAAUUACAUUUCGUUUUUUAUGGGGUAACAUAAGGGCUAAAACAUGUUGUGUCCCUUUAAACCAAUCAGGCAAUACUAGAUUUUCCCUUUUAAAUAUUUUGCCAGGACUUUUGUACUGUGACCUGAAUGCCAACAUAUCAUGCCAGAUGUUGCCUUAAAUAAAUGCUGUACAAUUCAUGGAAGAAGUGCUUGUGCAUGAUCUUAUCUCGUCAUGUUGUGCCAAUUGACGUUAUGUAAAUAUCAUCUCUGUUUGUAGAUGCAAUGUCUUUGUACAUAAUUGUAUAUAUAGAUGUGAAGGACUUUGUAACUUCAUAUUAAAGAUGAAGACAUGACCACUUA
Molecule: messenger RNA, 2783 nt
Organism: Oncorhynchus gorbuscha (pink salmon)
Lineage: Eukaryota; Metazoa; Chordata; Actinopteri; Salmoniformes; Salmonidae
Gene: lypd6
Product: LY6/PLAUR domain containing 6
Exons: 5
Coding region: 188-709 (173 amino acids)
Biological process (GO): positive regulation of canonical Wnt signaling pathway
Molecular function (GO): acetylcholine receptor inhibitor activity
Source: RefSeq, a predicted model, not a curated record